GGCGGGGUAGUAAAAUUGAAAUUUAGUUUAGUAUGUAAUGUCAUUUUUGACGUUUGAUAUAGUAGUAAUUACUCUAAGGCGAGUGGUAGCAAAAUAUAAUCCGGCUAAGUUUGAAAGCGAACAGUUUGUUAUAACGUAGUGGAUUUCGGCUAUCUCCGUUUGUUACAUGAUUAUUUCCGUCAUCUGUCAAUCUAUCUAUGACUGUACGUUACAUACAAUCGAGAGAAUCGCUUUUUUCGCUACUCGCUAGGCUGGUAUAUAAUAGUAAUAGCUAGAGAAUAAUACUAUGAUGGCGAUAUUGGAUAUUUAUAAAUUUAUGUCAGCCCUAGAAGUGAACGAAAUCGCCAAUAACUGCAUAAAAAUUUACAAUGAUUUACCUAAAUCAGGAAAGCCUAAAGAAAACGAAUGGACUGUAUUGUCAUGCUUUGUACAGCGUGAUAAAAUUUUUGGAGCUAUUAAGGUGGUGUCAUUAGGAACUGGUUCAAAAUGUGUUGGUGCUACCAAAAUGUCCCCAUCAGGUAAUAUCGUCAAUGACAGUCACGCUGAAACAUUGGCCCGUCGCGGUUUACUUUUAUACUUGUAUUCAAAUAUAACUCAGUGUUUGAACAGUCAAGAAUCUGUUUUUACUUUAGAAGAUUCAUAUUUUAAGUUAAAGUCAAAUAUUGAGUUUGUGUUUUAUUCAUCACAGUUGCCUUGUGGAGAUGCUUCCAUUUUACCGAAGGAUGGUUGUGAAGAAAUGGGUGACCUGGUCAUUUCACUGAAAAGAAAUGCACAGACAGAUGACAUAAGCACGGAAACAAAAACUAAUUUGGUUGAUAUACAUCGAACUGGUGCAAAAUGUUUACCAAGCUCCAAACAAGAUCCAAAACUUCCAGGGAAAGAUUAUCAUGUAUUGGGACAAGUGAGGACUAAGCCAGGAAGAGGUGAUAGAACACUUUCUGUUUCGUGUAGUGAUAAAAUUGCCAAAUGGAUUCAGUUGGGCGUACAAGGCAGCCUUCUAAGUCUUUUGUUAACAGAACCAAUAUAUAUCAGCCAUUUUAUAUUUGGGGCAGGUGUCCCAUUUUCUAAGGAUAGCUUGACCAGAGCUUUAGUUACUAGAAAUGAAUCACAUCUUAAACCAAAAUCGACACCCCAUUUUUACCAAUGUGUAGAAUGUUUCCCCAACAUAAAAUCAGACAAAAAGCUCAGGCCAGCACCAAAUAGUAUCAUUUGGAUUUACAACUUAUCACCUGAAGUUAUAGAUCAAGGAAAAAAGCAAGGGGUGACAAAGAAAAACUAUAACUGCACUAGCAGCUACCUCGGGAUUUGUAAAUACAACUUAUACAAAAGCUUUCAAAAUAUUUUAAUGAGGAACAAGAUCAUAGAAGAAAGGAUUUGCAAAGCUGAAAACUUAGAAGAUAUACCAUAUAAUAGAAUGAAGCGAAAAGCUAUAACAUAUAAUGAUAAAUGGGCAGAGGUUAAGAAAAAUUUCUUUAAAAUAUGGCCCACAAAGCCCGAUAUGUUUGAUUUUUGCAUCAAGAAUUAUUAAAUAUAUGGAAGAUAACUUA
This is a messenger RNA of Leptidea sinapis, 1547 nucleotides long. It is a transcript of the gene Adat1, whose product is annotated as tRNA-specific adenosine deaminase 1. Gene Ontology annotation, molecular function: RNA binding; adenosine deaminase activity. Gene Ontology annotation, biological process: RNA processing. Bases 287 to 1528 code for a protein of 413 amino acids. NCBI's taxonomy places the organism in Eukaryota, Metazoa, Arthropoda, Insecta, Lepidoptera, Pieridae. The record is from RefSeq and is a predicted model, not a curated record. The transcript has 3 exons.